CUGGCGUGGCCACGUGACGCGUUCAAGCGCGCCGCGCGGGCCCCGCGCGCAGGGAGGACGGCGCGGCGGGGGCGCGCGGGCGAUCAGGGGUUCCCUCAUUCAUGGCUUGAGCCUGGCAGGCAUAGGAUGGACUGUCAACUCCUCUGCAGGCACUGAAGUGACUUCACAAACAGUGGCCGUGAGCCGAAGACUCGCACAGGUGACACAUCUGCUCCGGAAAAGGCUUAGAGAGAUAUGGAGAUUGAAAGAAUCAUUCAAGACACACUGACACGCUUCAUCCAGUCCCACAUCCCUGCAGCAGAUCUCAGUGGGAUGGAUGAUGUUUUCUUCUCUUACAUCACGGGUGUCCUGGAAGAGCUGGGCUCACCAGAAUCCCCUGAAGAGACUUUUGACAUGGACACCUUUGUGGAAAUGAUGGAGGCAUAUAUCCCUGGUUUUGCAGAAAUCCACAGUGGGGAUGUUUGUGAAAUGAUGUUCUCCCUCUCAGAAAGGCUUUGUGAAGCUCGCAACAAAGAAAAACUUGGUCAAAAGGCUGUGGAAAGCAGGAGUGAAGCGUCCUCUGAAGAUCUCACCAAGGGCCAGGAGGCUGGAGCUGGAGCCUGCAACGGGGAAAGACUGUGCACUGUAACAGACGGAGCCGGGGCCCAGGUAGAAGGUGCUGACUUGAAGGAUGGGGUGGAGCUGCUCCUGGAGAUGUUCCCAGCCUGUACUGUGAACCAGGCAGAGAAGGCUCUUGCCAUGACCUUGGGGAACUUGGAAGAGGCAGUGCAGUUAAUUGUGGAGGAGAAGGUGGAAAUAGGCCCAGCAGGUGCGAGUGUGAAGGAACUGGCACGGCCUCGCAGAGCACCCAACCACGAGGAGCUAAAACAGGUCAUCCUACAGAAAUACAUGAUGGUGGAUAGUGCAGACGAUCAGAAAACACAUCGGCCAGCUCCACCCAAAGAGGCUCCCAAGAAGUUGAUCCGCUAUAUUGAUAACCAGGUGGUGAGCACAAAAGGAGAGAGGUACAAAGACAUCAAGAAGCCUGAGAGUGAGGAGAUGAAGAGAACCUACAUCAGCCUAAAACCAGCCAGGAAGUAUAAGUUCCACUGACAGCCAGGUCAUCCUGCUCUUCAACCUUCCACCUCACUGCCAGGCAUGGCAGGAUGGAUGUGUGGUGGUAGGAAUGAGGUCGACUUCACCUGCUACUAACUUGAACUAACCUGGAAGCCAGGACACUGCUUUCAGUUUCCUCAACUAACCUGGCUGAGCAGACUUCUCUCCUUGUGUAGCUAUCCCUCUGCCCCCCGGGGCACACUGCAGUGGCUCUCCAGGACCUGGGCAUUCUCUGCUAUUCCUUGCAUGGGACAUUUUUAGAUCUGAGAUGUGGCAUGUGCUUUUGCAGCAACCUUUUUAACAAGUCUUUGUGCACUGUUGCUUUGAGUGCCAGUAUUAAUAAAGAUGAUGUGAGUUGGUGUGUAGUUCA
This is a messenger RNA of Agelaius phoeniceus (red-winged blackbird), 1465 nucleotides long. The record is from RefSeq and is a predicted model, not a curated record. NCBI's taxonomy places the organism in Eukaryota, Metazoa, Chordata, Aves, Passeriformes, Icteridae.